AUGCAAUCGUUCGAGCAAACACUUGAUAUCAAACAAAAUCUUCAUGGCAAAGUCCACCCAGACGUUUCGGUCGCUUGUCAUCAUAUCGGAGUGAUAAAGUAUCUCUUGAAAGAGUACGAUUCAGCUCUGCAUUGGCACCAGCAAGCCCUGGAUAUUAGCGUAGCGCUCUAUGGAAAGGAACACCCAGCCUCCGCUACAAGCUACUUCAGCAUUGCAGAAUGUCAGGGCGAAAUGCAAGAUUAUGAUUCUGCUCUAGAGUCAUGUCAACAGGCACUUGAUAUCAGGUUAAAACUUUUUGGACAGAAGAGCCAAGCUACAAGCGACUGUUAUGACGAACUGGAAUUUAUUCGAAGUCUAAAGAAAGUUUGCGAAUCAUCACUCAAGCUACAGAGCAAAAAUUCUUGA
Molecule: messenger RNA, 405 nt
Organism: Paramuricea clavata
Lineage: Eukaryota; Metazoa; Cnidaria; Anthozoa; Malacalcyonacea; Plexauridae
Source: the annotation of a GenBank genome assembly